AUGUACGGCCGCCUUGCGUAUUCGCACUAUAAUUCUGCAAUAUUUAAGAACGGGCAAAAGGCAUUUUUAGACCACAACUGUACUCAAUAUAAUUGUUUUCUAACAAAUGAUAAGAGUCUUCUAUUGGAUCUGAGGUAUUAUGAUGCUAUACUUUUUGAUGUGGAAAAUAAUUGGGAAGAUCAUCCACCAGUGAGAGCUCCACAUCAAAGGUAUAUUUUCACUGCAUCAGAAUCCGCCGGAAACUAUCCAAUAUGCGAUGAUUACUUCGAGAACUAUUACAACCUAACAUGGACUUACAAACUGAAUUCAGAUAUACCAUGGACUUACAUUACCAUUGUGGAUAAAAACAACACAGUCAUAGGUCCGAAAGUAAAUCUGACAUGGGUAGAACAUAUGGAUCCUACGCCUGAUUUCGUAAAGAAAAAGUUAUUGAAGAAAAAGAAGGCAGUCGCGUGGUUCGUAUCAAAUUGCUAUUCCAAGGCCCGUCAAAAGGUUGCCAAUGACAUUGCGGUAUCACUAUCCAAAUAUAAUUUAAAGUUGGAUGUAUACGGCUGGUGUGGUAAUAAGACGUGUCCCAGAGAUCGGAUUGAAGAUUGUCUCGAUUUGCUACAGAAGGAUUACUUCUUUUAUUUGGCGUUAGAAAAGUCUAUGGCUGAGGACUAUGUCACGGAGAAGAUUUUAUAUCCGCUGUUACAUUAUACUGUGCCUAUUGUGUAUGGUGGUGCUAAUUACUCAAGGUUUCUUCCGCCAUCUUCCUAUAUUGAUGCAGGGAAAUUGAAUUCUGAUGAAAUAGCGACCCUUAUAGUUGAAGCAAUAAAUAACCGAAAUGUAUAUGAAGACUAUUUCAGAUGGCACAAUCACUACACAUACAAGGAGUCUCCAGUUAUCGCUGACGUGUGUUCCCUCUGCGAGCUUCUACAUUCACAGGAAAAUGAAUUCAAAUCCAUAAACAAGUUUAGACAAUGGUGGAAUCCGUCGUAUAAGGAGCUUUGUAAAAAUGAACACCAUUUCGUUGAUAUUAAGAAUAAAUAA
Molecule: messenger RNA, 1032 nt
Organism: Colias croceus (clouded yellow)
Lineage: Eukaryota; Metazoa; Arthropoda; Insecta; Lepidoptera; Pieridae
Product: alpha-(1,3)-fucosyltransferase C-like
Exons: 5
Coding region: 1-1032 (343 amino acids)
Cellular component (GO): membrane
Molecular function (GO): alpha-(1->3)-fucosyltransferase activity
Source: RefSeq, a predicted model, not a curated record